Mycena citricolor is the source of this 2016-nucleotide messenger RNA. The record is from the annotation of a GenBank genome assembly. Lineage: Eukaryota; Fungi; Basidiomycota; Agaricomycetes; Agaricales; Mycenaceae.
CUUUCCGCCACGGUACACCAGACUCAUGAUGGUCGUACAGGCUCUUUUUCGACUAGGGAUGGCCUGGAUGGGGCUGAACUCGACUUGGUCACCUCUGGCGGACAGACCUGUAUCUUCAUGCCCAGAUUACACGACGUAUUCGGCUUCCGCACAGGGCAACCCGUCGAAUGGUGUCCUUGCAUUGCCUUACAUGCGGCCUGCGCCUGCUUGUAGGACCUUCAACAGUACAUCUGUCGAGCGCGUGAUAGAAGAUAUGAACCUGCUCUUGAGAGAUCCGGACCUUGCUAGACUAUUCGAAAACACUUUUGCGAAUACGCUUGACACGACCGUGAAAUAUUUAAAUGUUUCGUUGACGCGCGCAGACACGACCGUGAAAUAUUUCAACAAGUCGGAGAACAUUGCAUUCAUCAUCACUGGGGUGAUUAUGCCCAUUCCACCUACACCUCGCAUCUUAUCCACCAUUCCAGGAUAUCACUGCUCAGUGGUUGAGAGACACGGCCAACCAGACGACGACUUGGCUGCUCUGGUCCGCGCGGUGAUCAACACCGAAGCUGGCUUCAUUUCUCAGUUCCCUUAUUGUCGUGGGGCUUUCCAACCGCCUACUCAGACAGGGCUUUCGCCCAGCCAUAACGACUGGGCAGACCAUGUGGUUGUUAAUCCGCCCAUCGAUGACAACGUCGUGUUCGAAUGCAAAUAUGAGCUAGACUCCCUGGCCGGCUUUCUGAAGCUUUCGCGGCAGUAUUACGAGGGCACCCGUGACUCAACAUUCAUGGACGAAGAAUGGUUCAGCGCUAUCGAGGCGAUAUUCCGUGUAAUAGAAGAACAAUCUCGGGCUACCUUUGACGAAGAUGGGAAACUCGUUUCGUUCUACAACUGGACAGGAACGGCUGGUUCACUCUCUCCCCGCGUUCCCAACGGGGGCAACGGCGAGCCCAAGGGCUACACCGGUAUGGUUGGCACGCACCAUCGUCCCAGCGACGACCUGAGCACUUUUGCGUUUCUAACACCCGCCAAUGCGAUGCUGAGCGUCGAGCUGGACGGCUUGGCCCACAUGUUAGACUCAGUCGCACUUCGACCGGACCUCAGCUCCACUGCGAAACUCGUCGCAGGGCGAAUACGAGAUUCGAUCUGGUCGAAAACAGUCCUGGACGGGAUAUUUGCUUAUGAAAGCAACGGUCUGGGCAGUGUAUACAUGAUGGACGAUGCGAAUGUGCCGUCGCUGCUUUCCUUACCAUAUCUCGGAUUUGUGGACAAGCACGAUCCUACGUAUAGAUCAACACGCCGUUUCUUGCUAUCGCGGCAAAAUCCGUAUUUUGCAUCCGGAUCCAACUUCUCAGGCAUUGGCGGUCCGCAUUCUGACGCAUGGCACCCUUGGCCCAUGUCGCUGAUCUCCGGUAUCUUCGGGACCAAUGACGACCAAGAGAUAUCCGAGAUGCUUUAUCUGAUCGCGAAUAACACCGCUGGCCUCGGUCUGAUCCACGAGUCGCAGUCGAUCUACGACCAGUCAGAUUACACGAGAUCUUGGUUUGCAUGGGCAAAUAGCUACUUUGCGGAAAUGAUCCUCGAUCUGGCGCACCGUAAGCCCCAACUGAUCCUAAAAGGAAACGGGCCUUACAUGCCGAGCCAAAUCUGCUGAGAGAGUCAAUAAACCCUCAGGCGGCAUGCAGUACACAGGGUCGAGAUCCACCAGCCCAGGGUACCCCAGAAGCGAUAGUCCGGCGAUGCCAAAUUGCGUGUGGAAGACAUCCACCAUGUUGCCGGGCCGAUCGGCGAUUCCCCCGGAUUCGUGGUCCUGUUUCAGAACUCAUCGUGUGCUGCACAUCUCCCGGGAAAACCCUACCUGCGCCGAGAGGAUGAAUGAUAUGAGCUUGUCUGCGUCUAUCCACGAGACGCGUUUUAGAAUAGCCAGGGCCGACAGAACCCAAAAACUGUAGCACACCUGUCGAAGAUCAGUUGAAAGUCGAUCGUUCUGAUAACUCGUAAAUACGACGCACGUCUUCUAGUUUCUCAGGCCUG